Messenger RNA from Carlito syrichta (Philippine tarsier), 1007 nucleotides. RefSeq names its product protein phosphatase 1B. NCBI's taxonomy places the organism in Eukaryota, Metazoa, Chordata, Mammalia, Primates, Tarsiidae. Gene Ontology annotation, molecular function: protein serine/threonine phosphatase activity; magnesium ion binding; manganese ion binding. The transcript is spliced from 2 exons. Gene Ontology annotation, biological process: positive regulation of canonical Wnt signaling pathway; protein dephosphorylation; positive regulation of canonical NF-kappaB signal transduction. The record is from RefSeq and is a predicted model, not a curated record. Gene Ontology annotation, cellular component: cytosol; nucleus. Bases 12 to 995 code for a protein of 327 amino acids.
CACUGCUAAACAUGGGUGCAUUUUUGGAUAAACCCAAAACUGAGAAACAUAAUGCUCAUGGUGCUGGGAAUGGUUUACGUUAUGGCCUCAGCAGCAUGCAAGGGUGGAGAGUGGAAAUGGAAGAUGCUCACACAGCUGUUGUAGGUAUACCUCACGGCUUGGAAGACUGGUCGUUUUUUGCAGUUUAUGAUGGUCAUGCUGGAUCCCGAGUGGCAAAUUACUGUUCAACACACUUAUUAGAACACAUCACUACUAAUGAAGACUUCAGGGCAGCUGGAAAAUCAGGAUCUGCUCUUGAGCUCUCAGUGGAAAAUGUCAAGAACGGUAUCAGAACUGGCUUUUUGAAAAUUGAUGAAUAUAUGCGUAACUUUUCAGACCUCAGAAAUGGGAUGGACAGGAGCGGUUCAACUGCAGUGGGAGUUAUGAUUUCACCUAAGCAUAUCUACUUUAUCAACUGUGGUGAUUCACGUGCUGUUCUGUACAGGAAUGGACAAGUCUGCUUUUCUACCCAGGAUCACAAACCUUGCAAUCCCAGGGAAAAGGAGCGAAUCCAAAACGCAGGAGGCAGCGUAAUGAUACAACGCGUUAAUGGUUCAUUAGCAGUGUCUCGUGCUCUGGGGGACUAUGAUUACAAGUGUGUUGAUGGCAAGGGCCCAACAGAACAACUUGUUUCUCCAGAGCCUGAGGUUUAUGAAAUUUUAAGAGCAGAAGAGGAUGAAUUUAUCAUCUUGGCUUGUGAUGGGAUCUGGGAUGUUAUGAGUAAUGAGGAGCUCUGUGAAUUUGUUAAAUCUAGGCUUGAGGUAUCUGAUGACCUGGAAAAUGUGUGCAAUUGGGUAGUGGACACUUGUUUACAUAAGGGAAGUCGAGAUAACAUGAGUAUUGUACUAGUUUGCUUUUCAAAUGCCCCCAAGGUCUCAGAUGAAGCAGUGAAAAAAGAUUCGGAGUUGGAUAUGCACUUAGAAUCACGGGUUGAAGGUAAGAAAGGUGCUUUUUAAAAUUAUUUAGAC